AUGCGCCGUCGACAAGCUAAAGAUCCAACUUCUAUUGAUGAUCAACGAAUAUGUACGAAAGAAAAUUGUUUAAGAUGUUGCAAAAAAUUUACAGCAUUUAUGUUUUCACGUGUUGGUUUAUUUUUUGUUAUGAUUGGUUAUGUUGCACUUGGUGGUGUGGUAUUUCAAGCACUUGAAGCUGGAAAUGAACAUGAUAUGCGUCAUAUUAUGGAUGUUGAACUUAAUAAUACAGUUGGUAAAUUAUGGAAAGAAAUUUUACGUGUUAAUUCAUUUCCAGAAAAAGAUAAAAGAGGAAAUUUUAGUUUAAAUGCAACACUUGAACUGACACAAUUUGAAGCAACAGUUAUUCGACAAAUCGAAAAAGGUUUUGAUGGACGAACAACUAAUUCUGAACAUGAUUGGAAUUUUUUUGGUGCUGUUCUUUAUGCUGUUACACUUGUCUCAACAAUUGGUUAUGGUCAUAUAACAACAAAAACAACUCAAGGAAAAAUAGCUACUAUUCUUUAUAGUGCAUUUGGUGUACCAUUAAUGAUGCUUUUCGUUGCUAAUAUUGGUUCAACAAUGGCAAAAAUGUUUGCAUUUGUAUUUAGUCGUAUAACAAUGAUAUUUUGUUGUCGAAUGAGUAAUAAAAAAAAACGAAUAUUAGCAUUAAAAAAUCGACAAAAAUUAAUGGAAAAAUCUAAUCAAUCUGCUAUUGUUAUUGAUGAAAAAUUACCAAUAUCAAAAUUAAAUGAAGAAAUAAAAGAUAAUAAUAAUAUUCUAAUAACAAAAUCAAAUUUAAAAUCAAUAAAAGAAGAAAAUAUUAAAAAUUUACAUUUAUCUAAACAAAUAAAUUCUUCAACAUCUGAAUCAAUAACAGAUACGAAUUUUUCAAAUGAUUUACGACAAUUACCAGCUGAUAUACGUUUAAAUAUUCUAACAGGAAUUCCAAUUUCUAAUACAUCACGUUCUUUAACAUCAUCAAUGAAUUCUAUUGGAGAAAAAUCAAAAGAUGCUAUUAUUCGUAUAAAUGAACUUAUUCGACAAAGUUCCGUUCAAGAUAUUGAAGAAAUUAAUAACAAUGAACAACGACGACAAUCUAUUGAUAUUAGUCCAAUUCAAUAUUAUAUUAAUGAAACAAAUAAAUUAACAAGCAAUCUUGAUGAUCCUAUUCCGAAUAAAUCAAUUGUAUCUAUAGAACAAGACAAAACAGUUAUAACAAAUCAAGAUGAAAAUAAUAUGAAACAAGUUGUCCUAUCAGAAGACACAUCGGAUACUCUCGAUGAUGAAAAAUCUAAACAAUCAAAAAAAUCUUCUAAAAAAAUUUUAAAACGUUCAAAAUCUGAAUCAACACAUGAUCGUCGAUUAGUAAAAAAAUCUACUACCAAUGCAUCAUCAACCAAUGAUAGUGAAUCAUCAAAUACAACAACAAAAUCUACACGUCGACGUUUUUUUUCACGUAAAAAUAAUAAAUUAAAAAAACAGAUAUGUAUAGAAGAUGAAAUAAAUAAUCAAAAUUCAUUACAACAACAAAUAAAUACUGAUGAAAUUCAUCAAAUAAAUAAUAAAUUACCAUGUCGAUCAAAAAGUUUUAAUGAACAUUCUCCUCGAUCAUUACCACCACCACCUAAUUAUGAACAAUCAACAGUAAAUGAUAUAACACCAUUACCAACAACUAUAACAUGGAAAAAUGAACAUCAAUUUUAUCCAAUCAAUACAACAUUAGAUUUAACAAAUGGUGAUAUGAAUGAUGAUGAUGAUGAUGAUGAUUUUGAUGAUGAUGAAGAGAGUGUUCCUUUACUUGUUACUGUUUUUGUCAUUCCGCUUUAUUUAACACUUGGAGCAAUUCUUUUUAGUAUAUGGGAACGAUGGAGUUUUCUAAAUGCAUUUUAUUUUUGUUUUAUUACAUUAACAACAAUUGGUUUUGGUGAUUUUGUACCAGGAUCAUCAUUGAAAGUUGAAGCUGAAAAAGAAAAACUUAUUUCUGCUGCUGUAUAUAUUCUAUUUGGUCUCGUACUUAUUGCAAUGUGUGUUAAUUUAAUGAAAGAACAAUUAAGUCAAAAAGUUAAAAGAGUCGCUAGCAAAUUGGGAAAAUUCUGA
Molecule: messenger RNA, 2079 nt
Organism: Rotaria sp. Silwood2
Lineage: Eukaryota; Metazoa; Rotifera; Eurotatoria; Philodinida; Philodinidae
Source: the annotation of a GenBank genome assembly